Messenger RNA from Carassius gibelio (silver crucian carp), 4371 nucleotides. RefSeq names its product transcriptional activator protein Pur-beta. The coding region runs from base 130 to 1026 and encodes 298 amino acids. Gene Ontology annotation, molecular function: DNA-binding transcription factor activity, RNA polymerase II-specific; RNA polymerase II transcription regulatory region sequence-specific DNA binding; purine-rich negative regulatory element binding. The record is from RefSeq and is a predicted model, not a curated record. Lineage: Eukaryota; Metazoa; Chordata; Actinopteri; Cypriniformes; Cyprinidae. Gene Ontology annotation, cellular component: nucleus. The transcript has a single exon. Gene Ontology annotation, biological process: regulation of transcription by RNA polymerase II.
AUUAAUGACCCCGCGCGCGCACGCCGCCUGUUAUUGGCAGAUAUGAGGCCAAUGCUGUGGUGCUGAGAGCAGUGCGUCGUGCAUGCAGGAGAAGGACGGAGAGGAGCGUUUCUCUGAGGGAGAAGUUUGAUGGAGGUGCUGAAGAUGGCGGAUGGAGACAGCGGGAGCGAGCGCGGGGGCCUCCAAAACGUCCAGCGGGAGCAGGAGACCCAGGAGCUGGCGUCCAAGCGCCUGGACAUCCAGAACAAGCGCUUCUACUUGGACGUCAAGCAAAACGCGAAGGGCCGCUUCAUUAAGAUAGCGGAGGUGGGCGCCGGGGGCUCCAAGAGCCGCCUGACUCUUUCCAUGUCCGUGGCGGCCGAGUUCCGCGACUAUCUCGGGGAUUUCAUCGAGCAUUACGCCCAGCUGGGGCCGAGCAGCCCGGAGCAGAUUGCGCAGUCGUCCGGCGGCGAUGACGGCGUCCCGCGGCGGGCUCUGAAGAGCGAGUACUUGGUGCGUGAGAACCGCAAAUACUACCUCGACUUGAAGGAGAACCAGCGCGGAAGGUUCCUGCGCAUCCGCCAGACCCUCAACCGAGGUCCCGGCUUCGGCGUCGGGGGAGGGGGCGGUCCCGGAGGCAGCGUGCAGGCCGGCCAAACCAUCGCGCUGCCGGCGCAGGGCUUGAUCGAGUUCCGAGACGCUCUGGCAAAGCUCAUCGACGACUACGGCGGGGAGGACGAGGAGCUCAGCGGGGGGCCCGGGGCCGCGGUGGCCUACGGCGAGCUCCCAGAGGGCACAUCCAUCAUGGUGGACUCCAAGAGGUUCUUUUUCGACGUCGGCUCCAACAAGUACGGCGUGUUCCUGAGGGUCAGCGAGGUCAAGCCCAGUUACAGGAACUCCAUCACAAUCCCCUUCAAGGCCUGGGGGAAGUUCGGAGGAGCCUUCAGCCGCUACGCCGAGGAGAUGAAGGAGAUCCAGGAGAAGCACCAGGAUAAGGUGAACGAGAGGAGAGAAGAGUCCGAGGGCGAGGACGUGGACGACGACUGACCCCAGGAGAUGUGUGGAACAAGUGCAUGAACUGAACUCAAAAUAGCCUACUAAAAUAUUCAUCCGAGAGAAAAAUAGAUCUGUGAAGUUUCAAUGUGGUGAGGUUUUGGGUGGGGGGGGGGGGGGUCGUCUAUUAUUGAAGCCAUGGGGCCAAGGAUGUCUCGUGGGUUUUGAUUUAUUUCUGAUGCUGCCCUGUCCUGUGAAACCAGCUGGUUUAAUUCUCUUGGUUAGCAAUUAAACCUUUGUUACAUCAGCGCUAAGGCUGCUGAAUUAUGAUAAAACCAGGCUAUAAGGGUGCAUACUGUCCAACAUAUUUUUAGAGGAGAUACAUUUAUAUAUAUACAGUAUAGAUAUAACCGUCACUGGCCAUGGUGUGUUUCCUAUAGACGCAGCAUGAGUCUUUCUAAACCUACAUCAGAAGUUGUGUUCUCAGAUGAUUUUUUCCCCUUUUAUAGACCGAUGUUCCCUAAGUUAUUAUUUUAGGCUUUUUUUUUGUUCUCGCAUCAACAUGAGUUUUAUUUGGCCAACUUGAUUGAGCGUCGAAAUAUUUUAAAUUAAGAUUUGGAGCAGCUUGACCCCUGAUUUUGUGUUUGUGUGUCUCCGCUGCUCAUGGCGAGACUUUUUAAAGUCAUAAUCUGACUUCUUUACAGGCAUAAUUGAUGGAAAUGAUUGCUUUAUGGUGUUCUAUCUUGACACUAUGGACCGGUGGGAUAUUUUGGUUUUGGGGUCAACAUACAGAAAGCUUAGUUUUUUCAGACUUGGGUCCAAGUGCCCUCUGAAUAUUUAAGGAUAGAUCGCUUAAAUCAACAGACAUGUGAUGUGAUAUUAGUUAAUAUAAUAAGAAACGAGCUAAAUGGGCGAGUGUAUUUUCACCCCAUCCCCUUUUGCGUUGUCUUUAACUUUAAUGUGAGAUUGUUCUUUAUCAGAGAAUACGUAAACAAACCAGCAUAUUUUUGAAUACACAAAGUAAAAAAUUAUAUAUAAAUGAAAGAAUUAUUUAAGCUCAAGAAGCUAAUUUUGUAAAAAAGAUAAAUUAGCUGGGAUUGGAAGACUGUCCAGUGUAUUUUUUUUGUGGAAGACUAGAACGUAUAUGAGAUUAGCCUUGCGAAAAACGUCACCCUCCCAAGCUCCUCCCACAUCCUUUUUGAGUUUACAGCAUGCACUCCGUUAUGUUACGUUCUUUCUACGCGAUUAAUAUCAAAAGUCUUUUCGGUGGUCUCCAUUUCUGUGCAUGCCCGUCUCUCAUUUGCCUUUUUAUUUAACUUAUUGCUUUCUCUUGCGUAGUAUCUGCAGCUAUAUUAAUGCAAUAUUUUUUGUUUAGCCUUUCACCAAAAAUGUUACUAAAUUAACCAAGUAGACCAGUAGGUUAUGAUGGAGAAAGAUUGUUAACUUUAAACACAUUUCAUCCAUGCACUUUACUAAAAACACAAAAUCCGAUACGCUUGCAUCCACGGCGAAGAAUUUAAGAUUUUUUUUAAUUUUUUUGGGUGCAACAGUGAUUUGUAAAGCCUCCUUUGACCUGUUUUGUGUUAAAUGGCAGCUGUUGAAGUCGUGUGUUCUGCUGUGAUCUUUCCUAAAAUGCAAGACAGACGAAUUGCAUCCUCUGUCAUGAAAUAUUUUCACACAUUCUUAUCUGUUGGCUGCAGAAUUGUUAACGGAUGCCAGUCUCUGGACUCGUUUUCUGUACUUCCACGAUUGCAGCAGCUGUUUAGCUGACUUAGCAGGCCUGUUAUUUAAUGCUAGAAGCAUGAAGAGGGUGAACAUUCCUGCCCUGGCGGCCGUGGAUUCAGCUGUGCCAUUUGCUCUAUAGUGUGGCGAGGCACAAGGGCCCGAUUGUUGAGCCGAUUGCAUGCUCCUGCAAAUGUUAUUACAUCAGCAGACUGCAUUCGCUACACGUGACGGUGGGCCGUAGAAGCCGUCAUUUGGUAUUGUAACGUGUAGCAUACAGCGUUUUCUGCGUUACCUUAAAACUAAAACAGGCCUUUGAUUUGGCAUCCGUGCCUGAACGGCAAUAGAAAGCGUGACACAGCAGCUGUUGGCAGGACAUUCUUGCGUUUCCCCUCCUUCCUCAGCUGCUGUUUCGGGUUGCUCCUCUAAACUGAGCAUUUGUAGACGGGAGGCAUCAAUUGGGACUCGACGGGGCUGAGUUGGCUUUACAACACGACUCGCUGUUCAAGCUCGCUUUAGGAAGGAGACCUGUCAUGUGUUUAGCACUUUGUGGUUACGCUGACGCGUCUAAAUCAGCAGCAUUUGUAGAUCACGUGUGCAUUCAUUUAGAUUGUAUAACCCAUCAGUACUAUUAGUGAAUGUGUCAUGUUGAAGAACUCAAAAAGCCAUUUCAAAGCCGUUUUCUUCACUUUGAAGGGGUAUAGAUGCAUUAAAACACUCUAGGCUGUUAAAUUUCAAAGUGGAGUUUAAUAUAUCGCAGCACUUUUUUUUUUUUUCGUUUAACCUGUCCAUUUAAAAUAUGAAAUUGGGCACAAAUCUCUUGCAGAACACCAGAAAUGUAUUUUCUUUCGACUGAACUUGGCUGUGUUUAUUUCAGAUGUAUUAAAUAUAUAUAUAUAUAUAAAUAUAUUUGUGAGAAUAUGUGCUGUAAAAGUUUUGGUUUCCGCCUUAAUGUCAUUUAAAAAAAACCACGUCAGGGACAGGAAGCAAUACUCAUCCAGAAGUUAAUUUCCUGUCGGGCUCGUCGCCCACUCUCACAAUCGGCCGAUUUGUCUUCCUGUUUUCUGAGGUUGGGAUUUGUGCAGUUCUGUGGGGCAUCCGCACACUUUUCGAAUGAACAAUACCUCUGUACAACUGUAUGAAAGGUUGGGAAACUUCUGAUUGAAUGUUCUGUUAUUCCAGGUUACUCACCCGAGCUCUUAACAGCAUCCAUGUGUCAACCACGCUUUACCUGAACAUACGCACAAGAGCAGCAAUUCAUAGAACAAUCUUUAUCGAAAGGUAGCUAUUUUUUCCAGUAUCUUAUAUGUUCAGCAGAGAUUUUAACAUCUGAAUGCCCUCGUCUGGUUUAAACUCAGGUUCUUGGCAUUCUCAGUAUAUAUAUAUAUAUUUGCUCGAUUAAUUUUCUAUCUGUUACUUGAUACUGAAGUUACGGAGCGAGUUCAUGUUUACUGCAGGACACUGUCAAGAGCUCAGGUCUCAGAUACUCAAAGUAUCUUCACCCAUCCCAUCAAAGCCCUGUCCCAUAGACUGCCUCUAUCAGAGCGGGCAGCCCUCCAUUUUCCCCAUGGUUAAACCUUUUUUUUUUUUUCUUUGGAGAUUUACAAGUCUAUAUUUAGAAGAUGCUAUGUUUGUUUGUAACAGAAAUAAAGGAAAUUAUAAAUGAUGGAAAGCAAA